AUGUACAUCACACCCAACCAAUAUUUUUCAGCGUAUAGAGACUUGAAACGAACUUCACUAUCCCAUUCAACAUGCAAGCUAGUCAUUUUUGUUUCUUGCUUGGAUGUUGAUUCACUAUGUGCUGCCAAGAUGUUUAGUUUGCUAUUGAAGAAAGAGUUGAUUCAAUACCAACUACUUCCAGUGGUUGGAUACAAAGACCUUAAACUGCAUUAUGAUAGGUUAGAUGGCGAUGUGACUAAUGUGGUGCUAAUUGGAUGUGGAGCCAUGUUGGACAUUGAAAACUUUUUGGAGGUUAAUCCCGAGGAGUUGUUGGACAAUAACGCUGACCAGCCAGAGGAUGAUCAAGACUUGAACGAUGUAAGAGCAAACCAGUUCAAGAGGAAAAUAUAUGUGAUUGAUGGGCACAGGCCUUGGAACUUGGACAAUCUUUUUGGGUCCGAAGUUGUAGUAUGUUUUGACGAUGGAUAUGUCGAUGGAACCUUGCUGGAGGAAAAGAAGGCUUAUGAAGUGCUAAUCUUGGAAGACGAGGAGGAAAAUGAGUCAGGACCAGAAUCGGACUCUUCUGAUGAUGAGCUUGAAGAAGAAACAGAUGUCGAUGUACCGUCAGAAGGCGAAUUGGUCAUCAGCUCCCAAGACUCAGAAGACACUGUCGCACGCAAGGGGAAACUACAAGACAGGUAUUCAAAACAGCUCAAGAAACAAAGAAGACAAAAAAAAUCGUUGAACGAGGAUAGGUUGCAAAAAUACUACAAUCAGGGGUCGACUAUAAGCACUGCCAAUACAAUCACGGUCUAUGCGCUUCUUACAGCAAUCGGUGAGACCAAUUUGGAGAGUUUGUGGAUUGCUAUCAUCGGUACAUCAUCCUUGGACAGCCACUACCCUGAGAUAUACGAUAAGCUACAACCACUUCUUAAAGAGGAGGUGAUGAGGUUAAACCCCGAGCACGAAAACACCAAGAAGAAAGCUGAUCAAACGAUAUUACGUGUUGAACGAGACUACCAUUUAUUUCUACUACGGCACUGGACCUUGUACGAUUCCUUUUUCUACUCAAGUCAUGUGAAUUCCAAAUUGAACUUGUGGACAGAUGAAGGGAAAAAGAGACUUCAUAAGCUUUUUGCAAAGAUGGGGGUUUCCUUGGCUGUUGCGCAGCAGAAGUGGCUCUACAUGGAUACCAAAGUGAAGCGACAAUUGCCAAUUAUAUUCCGACGCUACUUGCCAAUCUACGGGCUCGAGGGGAUUGUCAGGGAAGGGUUUAUCAAGACAUAUGGAUAUACCGGUCUGCUUUCUGCGAUGGAAUGUGUUGAAGCCCUUAGUGCGCUACUCGAAUUGGAUGAAAAGUUUAUCCAAGAAGCAACAAAGCUAAAUGAGGAGGACAACAAGACUCUUGACAAUGAAGAAGACAAGAUAAGGAGGAGAAUGGAGAGGAAGGAGAGCUCGUGGUUGAAUAACUUUUGGUCCUCAUGGGAUGCAUUAAAUGUAACCAAGUCCUUAAAGACGAGUUCCAGCCAGUCAUCACCAUUUGCAAAAUUAAAGGGAAGUGAGCUACUUUUUCGUGGGUUGGAGUAUGCUAAGCAAUUACAACAAAUAACCUUCCGAACCGGUAUGUCUUUGCUUGAGCGUAAAAUGAUUAAGAACUUGAAGCUUUAUCGAUUGUGUGUGUUGAAUGACGGGGCUGUUCCUGAUUUGGAGAUAUUCAUUAACCCCUUGAUGUUGUCAAAGUUAGGUUCUUGGUUGAUUGAAAACUUGGCCGAGUUGGAUUUCAUUAAUGGCAACCACUCCUUGAAGCCUUUAGUGGUGGCAAGUUUGGAUGUGAGUAGUGACACUUAUCUCGUUAUUGGUCUUGCGCCAAGAUACCCCCGUGGCAUGAGCAAUUCGGAAAAGGCUAAGUUGUUGCAAGAGCAAUCCAACGAUAAGAUUACAGCUGAAUCAAUGACGACGCAUUUGAAUACAUUCAGUGUGGCGUUCCAACAAUUGUCCAACACCUCUGGAGCAAAAGUGCGGGUGGACAGUUUUGACAGUUCAAUAAUAGAAAUUAGAAAAGAUGAUUUGGCGCCAUUCUUGGAGAAGCUCACACUAAGUGGGCUCAUAUAG
Lodderomyces margitis is the source of this 2091-nucleotide messenger RNA. RefSeq names its product DNA replication initiation factor (gene CDC45). Gene Ontology annotation, biological process: double-strand break repair via break-induced replication; mitotic DNA replication preinitiation complex assembly; DNA replication initiation. Gene Ontology annotation, cellular component: DNA replication preinitiation complex. The record is from RefSeq and is a predicted model, not a curated record. Gene Ontology annotation, molecular function: single-stranded DNA binding; DNA replication origin binding; chromatin binding. Lineage: Eukaryota; Fungi; Ascomycota; Pichiomycetes; Serinales; Debaryomycetaceae. Bases 1 to 2091 code for a protein of 696 amino acids. The transcript has a single exon.